AAACCUAAACGGAUGUUCACGUAACGGUCACGUGACGAUGAACAACUCACCGAUGACGGCUGCGCGGUCUUGAAUGACGCUGUACGUAAAAGAUGGCGGCGACCUUGUGUGGAACGUUACUAGCGAAAUCAGGAUGGCUGCCACUGACGCAGUGUGGCCGGGUUCGACACAUGUCCAAAUCAGUGACCCGCCACAAGAGGCCCAUGCACAUUAUAAAACAGAAGCUAAUGGCUGUUACAGAAUACAUUCCUCCUAAACGGCUAGCAGCAGGCGCGUAUCCAUCCCAAAACAAAAAGGUGGAAGUGGAAAGCGGUCUGGUGUUGCUCUUGAAGAAGGAAGUGAAGAAGGUAUUCCAGGACUGCAAGAUGAUUGCGGUGGUCCAGAACAACGCCAGCAACUCUGAGGACAUGUUGACCCUGAGGCACCGGCUUCACAAGCACAGCCUCACCGUCAAGUUCUUCCCAAACCAGGUUAUGAGGUCCUUCCUGAAGGACAGCGAGUUCUGCAACAUGGCCCCUCUGUUCAUUGGGUCAACGGUGCUGAUCAUCAGUACACAGGGCAAGGUGAAGGAGAUGCUGUCCACUCUGAGGGGCAGCCCACAGAUGGUGCUGCUGGGCGCCUGCGUGGACGGCACCCUGCUGAGCGCCCAGGGCGUGCAGCACUACUCCAAGCUGCCCUCGGUCAGCGUGGUGCAGGGGGAGCUGGUCAGCGGCCUGACCCUGCUGUCGUCCCGCACGGCCUCCCUGCUCCAGCACCACCCGGCCCGCCUGUCGGCGCUGCUCCAGCAGUACGUCAGCCAGCAGGGGGCGCCGGCCGCGGAGCCACGCCCCCAGGAGUCAGAGGGAGUGGCGGCGCAGUCCUAGGGGGCUCGUUGGGCCCCGUGGGAACACUGCGGGCCUCCACCGCGCUGUGGAGGUGAUCUGGUCCAAGAUGGAAGGCUCACCGGGACAGGACUUGUCUAGUGCGUCUUCCGCACAGCACCGUUCUUUUGGGGUUUUAUAGACUGCCGGAGGGAUUUGUUGUGAAAAAUACGCUACUACUACCACUCUUUAAAAUGUCUGGAGUGGCUUUAUGGCGCUUCAACCCCACUGAAGACAUUGGUGUGCACGUCCUCAUGAACAUUAUGGCUUCUUAAAUGUUGUUGAAAUGUAUCUUUUUGGUUUGAUUCUCAUGUGGUGUUUUAUUUAAUGACAUUAAAACCAUGAGCAACACAUAACUCCUGUUUUAGUGUUGCACAAUAAAUACUACAAAAUGGGUUCAGCUUGCCCCUUUUGGUGGUUUAGCAUAUUAAUGAAUGUAAGCAAAAGAAGAAUGGCAAGUUCCUAAACUAGUCCAGCCAUACGUUCUACACUGAUGUCUGCUUCAGAGACAUGGACAAGUUUUUGAACACGCAUAUUAUGUUAUGGCAGGGUGUAUGUGUGGAUGGGCUGAGCCCCGUGGGGCAAGCAGUUGAUUUUGAUGUCCACGUUAAGCUUCUCGGAGCUUAAUACGGAACACUGGUUACCACCACUAGGGGGAGCUAAAGCUACCCUUCCAGGCUCGCUAACGAGUGGUCUGUGGCGUAGUCUCAUCCACCUUCUCCCUUCUCUUGUGCUGUUGGCAAAGCUGUUAGCCGAAUAAAUGUCAGAUCAUGAUCCAUUUUAUGAUCUGACAAACAUAAAUUAUACUCCUAUCGAUAAUCCCUAUAUUAUUAUUGUUGCACUGUAUAUUGUAGUUGGUAAGGUUAAACCUAUAGUUAUAAAUCUGUCUACAUCGGGUGGAGUGGGUGCACUUAAACUUUAACAAUAUAAACACUAACAAUGACUAAGGUGAAAUUCAAGAAGAGCACUAAACUAUUAUUUAGAUUGGAACAGAGUCAAAUGAUUGUCCAGCAGUUACUGAGCCUGCCCCAUUUGUUUAGUUUACUACAGGCCAUAUGGGAAAACAAGUAAAGGGCAGAUAAAACAACAAAAGAAAGCAAAUAUUAAAGUAGUGAAAAACAAACAAUAUGUAGAUUUUAUUUAUUGUUUAUUUAAACCCUAUUUACCCCUUGUGGGUCAACUGUCUAUCCAUAUGUUCUCCAACACAUAAGUUAAUAAUUGUGUUGUUUUCCAUUUCCUUCUGGUC
This is a messenger RNA of Gadus chalcogrammus (walleye pollock), 2106 nucleotides long. Its product is annotated as 39S ribosomal protein L10, mitochondrial-like. The transcript has 5 exons. The record is from RefSeq and is a predicted model, not a curated record. Gene Ontology annotation, molecular function: structural constituent of ribosome. The coding region runs from base 93 to 863 and encodes 256 amino acids. Gene Ontology annotation, cellular component: mitochondrial large ribosomal subunit. NCBI's taxonomy places the organism in Eukaryota, Metazoa, Chordata, Actinopteri, Gadiformes, Gadidae. Gene Ontology annotation, biological process: translation.